AUGGCGAUCCAAUUGACGCGUUCCGUGUCUCUGGCGAGGGACGUUUCGCCAAGCAUCUCCCACGGUAGUUUUUUCACGGGAAGCUCUAAGCUUCUGAAAGGACCGCAGCAAGUGCUGCUGCGGACCAAUUCCCUUUCACGCAAAUCGUCCUCGUUAGUGUCACACUCGACAUCGGUCGCUGCACGUUCCAGCGCCGAGAGACCAGACCGUGCGUCCUUCGUCCCUGCAGAGCCGUUGUCCUGCGUUCUCGUGGUUUCGCUUGUACCCGAUAAUGGCUGGCUCGAUACUCGUAAAGGAAGCCGAUCUGUUCGUGCGAAUGCGCGAGCCACGGGCGGAGACGUCGCCGAAAACGAAAGUGACGGCGCCGGUAACGUUGCCGUUUCAGAUUCGAAGAGCCUGAACGGUGCGUUAGCUUUAGUCGCAGAACCCGAAUCCACGUCGCGGUCCGAUGUUGCCACGUCAGAUGCGGAGGCGGCUCUCGAUAGCCUCGUCAGCGCUGAGGUGGCAGCGGAGGUCAACGAACGGCUGCAGCGGCUCGAGGUCCUCAUGCUUCUCCGGCGGCUUUACCGCGACGCGAACCGGUCGGAACGCGUGCUCAAUAUGCCCAUACCCGUUAUAGCGAAGAAGCGCGAAGGGACGCAGGAGCUUAAAGCGCGGCGGAAGGUGCGGCGCGGAGCGAACUACUGGAUCCGCCGCGGGCUGGGCGUGCGGGAGGGGAAGGGCGAGGGGGAGGAUAAGCCCGUCCUAGUGGUUGAAAACGCCGCCGAGGUGCUUGGCUGCGCUGCGGACGUCCGCGCGCUCGCCGGCUCGCUGACUCGCGACCUAAACUUCUUUCACGGGCAGCUGCCCGCCGUUUUCCCGGAAGAAACCAAGGCCGCGGAGGGCGUGGCGGACGUGGUUAGGACGCUGGCGCAGCGGCUGGAGGAGCUGGCGGAUCGAAUCGAGGCGUCGCUGACAGCGGAGCAGCGGCGCGAGGUGGAGGAAGAGUUGGAGGCGCAGGCGCUGCAGGAGCAGAUGGACAAAGAAGCGAACGUGCAGGAGCGCGUGCUGCGGCGCCUGGGCGGGCUGUCCAACACGAGCGCCAUUCUGGACCGGGUGCGGCAGAGAAUAGCGUCUGUUGACAUCUCGUUCUCGGAUUUCAGCAUCGACCUGCCCACCAUCAAAGGGGCGGGAGGGAAGGCAGUGCGCACACUGGUGGACACGUGGCGGCGUCUGAAUGGCCGGCCCCCCACCACGGAACUCGAGCCUCUGGCGUCCGGUCUGCCCCGGCCCGAGUCAACGGUAGAUAAGGAGGAGGAGAAGAAGCUCAAGCUGCUGCUGGAGGUUGAGGCCCUGGACAAGCGGUUGAACGACUCCAUUCGCAACAGGGAGCAGAAGCUGCGGCAGAGGAACGUGCUCGUGAGGGCCAGGCUUGCACGGGAGAUUAAGGCACUGGAUGACGAGGUGAACGAGCUGAGGAAGGAGCUGGCAGUGCGCACCCUGCAGCUGCAGAUGCAGGUCAUCUACAUGUUCCUGGAGCAGGAGCUGCUCUUUGCUGCUGACUCUCAGGACAUGCGGUCAGACGAGGACGAGUCUCUGCUGGUGGCGGAGUAUGGGCUGCUCGAUGCUGACCUGGCGCGACUGCGCACGGCUGUGGACAGAAACGAGGCGAUUCUUAUCGAGGAUGAGGAGCUGGAGGCACUCGCGAUUGACAUUCCUGACCUCAAGUUCCGGCUGGGAAUAAUGGAGGAGCCAUCGGUGCCGCUGCAGCAGCGCGCACAGAUGACAGUAGAGGAGGCCAAGGGCAAGUUAGGCGAGGGGGCGUCCUUCUUCUGGCGGGGAGUGCGGCUGUUGGGUGGGGAUGUGGCAUAUUCGGCCCGCCUGUUCUGGGUCGCUGCUACCGGCACUACUCUCAAAGCCCGAGAGGUGCAAACCCUCCGUCGCACAGCAACAGACCUGCUGGUGGUGAUCCCGUUUGCCAUCAUCCUCAUCGCACCCAUCACCCCGGUGGGCCACGUGGCUGUCUUUGGCUUCCUGCAGCGCUACUUCCCCGGCUUCUUUCCCUCUGCCUUCUCCUCUCGCCGGCAAGAGGUGAUGGUGCGUUACGAGAACCUCAAGCUGCAGAUGGCUACAGCCUCGGGAUCCGAGAAGGAGAAAGUCCAAGCCAUGGCUGCCGCAGCGGCCACUGAGACCUUCGAAGCUUCCGAGGAAGAUUCCGCAGGAGGCGGAGGCAUGGGGAUGCAUGGGGGAGCAGGGGGGGGGUCUGGGGGAGGAGGCAUGGGGAUGGGCAUGGGCGGGUUUGCGUUUGGGCUCGGGUUUGGAAGAGGGGAGAAUGUCGGCGGACAGUCGUCGAGAAUUUGGAGGGACGAGCGGGCGAAGCUGCUGCUGCUGCAGGAGAAGCUUCCGGGAAUCUCCCGCCUCGUGUCGAGCCUGAGGGACGCGAAUGGGAAGGGAGACGGGGAGGCGGGGGAGAAGACGGAGGGGGGACUGGCUUCGUCGCUGCAAGCCUUGGCCUCUCCACUCUUGUCAUCUUCGCCUGUUUCAUCCUCUUCGUCCCAACCAUCCAAGAAGAGCCCAACCGCAGCGGAUUGUCUCAUGAGAAAACCCGUUCGAUUUUCAUCCAUGGCUACCACCGUCUUCGCCAAGGAGGCUACUCCCGCUGCCGUUGAGGCGAUUCAGAAGAACUUCCCCGGCUCCGUGGAGGAGACUGGUUACAUCGCAAGCGUCGCCGACAAGCUUAAGGAGCACGGCUUCACCAAGGAUAACAGCAUCGCGCUCGUGAGCACGUGCCGUGACGAGGCGUCGCGUCUGCUUGACGCCACGAUUGACAAGCACUUCGGUCUUACCUUCGCGCUCAACGGCCUCGCGGGAGUGCCGCCUGGUGGCGCGCUUGCGAUCAAGGCCGGCGCGUCGCACAGCCCGCAGGACGAGAACGGCAAGGAGCGAUAUGUCUUCUUCGGUCUGACCCAUAUCGGUGUCGACGAGACCGGCGCCAUCGGUAAGAUGCGCCGCGAGGGCCGCUCCGCGGCUUCCGGCGCGUGCGGCGCGCUUCUCGCGCUGACCGCGCAGUUCAGCCAGAGCAAGGAGCUUCCCGAGGCGUCGGAGGAUGAUCUCGAGGUGCACAACCUGACAAAGAAGCUCAUCGCCGUGAACCCCGAGCCGAACAUCGUUGCGGUUACCAAGGCGGCUGUUGACGUCAUCAAUAGCACCCUGGAGCAUCUGAUCAGCGUGGCCGUCGACAGCAAGAAGGCGGAUUACGCGGUGAUCACCGGCGUGCAGAUCCACUCCGGCAACAACCCCGUUGGCACGGAGUUCAAGCUGGAGAACACGGUCGAGUACAUCACGCCGUCGCUCGCCUACGUGGUUGUGGACGGAGUCAAGAAGGAGCUUGCCCUGUAA
Molecule: messenger RNA, 3378 nt
Organism: Closterium sp. Yama58-4
Lineage: Eukaryota; Viridiplantae; Streptophyta; Zygnematophyceae; Desmidiales; Closteriaceae
Source: the annotation of a GenBank genome assembly